CUUGAUUGGCCGUUCUCCAGCAAACAGCAGCAUGUCGGCUCUUGCAGCUCUGACCCAGCCUUGCCUCGCUCGGACCUCCCAGCCAGCGGCCUCACGUCAGUGCGUGCGAUGCGCCAGCAGCCUCGCCUUCCGACCCGCGCGCCGGCUGCCUGCAGCGGGGCGGUGCCAAAGGCUGCCGGCGCGGCGGGCUGCGCUGGCGGUGGCGGCAUCGGCCGAUGUGGAGAUAACUGUGGAGGAGGACACGAUGGAGAAGAUGGAGAAGUCGGUGGAGAGUGUGAAGCGCAGCUUUGGCACCGUCCGCACCGGGCGGGCCAAUGCCGCCAUGCUGGAUCGGAUCGAGUUCGACUACUAUGGAGCCAUGACCCCGCUGCGCACGGUGGCCAGCGUCAGCACACCCGAGUCCACGCUGCUGGUCAUCCAGGCGCGCGCCCUGCUGGCAGCUGCCCCAUACGACACCUCCGCCAUCCCUGCGAUCGAGAGGGCCAUCAUGCAGAGCGACCUGGGGCUCACCCCCAACAACGACGGCCGCGUCAUCCGCCUGCAAGUGCCGCAGCUGACGGCGGAACGGCGCAAGGAGAUGGUAAAGAUUGUGAGCAAGCUGGGGGAGGAGGGCAAGGUGGCGGUGCGCAAUGUGCGGCGGGAUGCCAUGAAAGCCAUUGAGAAGCUGGAGAAGGAUGGCGGCAUCUCGGAGGACCAGCGCAAGGACCUGGAGAAUGCGGUGCAGAAGCUGACGGAUGAGUAUGUGAAGGAGAUCGAGGGGCUGGCCAAGAGCAAGAGCGACGAGCUGACCAAGGUGUAAGCCGGCGGCUGGAGCUGGGUAUGGGCAGGGGGUGCCCUGACGGUUGCGUCGCUCUGUGGCCUGGACGCGAAAUAUACUCACCACCCCUAGCACUGCACGUCUCUGGCCUUACAUGUUGUGUGUACUGUUGCAUUGAGGAAAUGAAUUCAGUGUUGCUCUGCCAAUUAAGAGAGGGAGUGUAACAAACGCCGGCGGC
Molecule: messenger RNA, 995 nt
Organism: Chlorella variabilis
Lineage: Eukaryota; Viridiplantae; Chlorophyta; Trebouxiophyceae; Chlorellales; Chlorellaceae
Exons: 8
Coding region: 32-799 (255 amino acids)
Biological process (GO): translation
Molecular function (GO): ribosomal large subunit binding
Source: RefSeq, a predicted model, not a curated record